AAACAACAUGGAACAAGUAAAACAAUCCGAGAAAGAAACCCUUAUUGCCUGUGGAUGGAUUGAACGGCUGAUACUAGGCAUAUGAUGAGGAUUAGAAUGAGAGUUGGGAAGAUCGCUCACUGCCAGUGGGAGUAUUUUGCUUUUCAUUUGGAGAAGACGCGCUCCCGCUUUCUCGAUGCGCUGUCCCUUUCAGCACCAAGAACAGUUACUAAUGCAGCAUAGCUUCAAGCGGACUGAAAAGAGCAUGAGGAAACGGGAGUAAAAUGCAGAACAGCAGGGCCCUGAGAGUAGAUGAAAAUUAGGAAUAUAAUGCCUUCAAAAUCAUACUGAGACUCAGCAGCAGCAUUGCAUUUCAGAGUUCCUUUGGCACCCCCAAAGUUUUAUUUUUCAAAUGCAAGGCACAUGUGGCAGAGAUGUUAUAAAAAUCAACAGCCAGCCUUCUUUGAACAGCUCUGAUUUGUCGACCCCCUGCAUGACUCUAAACUGACACUGGGUCGGGACUGAUGGUUGCGUUCAUGUUGUGCACCUUCAGAUGGUCUGUCUACUCCUCUAACCAGAAGAACCUUCACUGCUUUGACGAUUUCUGUAUCUUAAGCAAACAUGGUGAGGGAAAGGAAGAGAUCUUUUUCCUGCCAAUGCUUCUUUCUACUGACUGCCAAAUGCUGCUGGUUGCUCACCUCCAUGCAAAAAACAGAGGCCCAGGAACAUGCCCACUCCAUCCGCCUGGAAGGUGAUAUCAUUUUGGGAGGACUUUUCCCUGUUCAUUCUAGAGGAGAUCGAGGCGUCGCUUGUGGGGAUUUGAAGAAAGAAAAAGGGAUCCAUAGACUGGAAGCUAUGCUUUAUGCCAUAGACCAGAUCAAUAAGGAUCCUGACCUCCUUCCUAAUGUCACACUGGGUGCCCGGAUCCUUGACACUUGUUCCAGGGACACUUAUGCCUUGGAGCAGUCUUUGACAUUUGUACAAGCUCUCAUUGAGAAAGAUGCAUCAGACGUAAGGUGUGCCAAUGGGGAUCCCCCUAUCUUCGCCAAGCCUGACAAGAUCGUUGGAGUAAUAGGUGCUGCUGCAAGUUCAGUAUCAAUCAUGGUUGCCAAUAUUCUAAGACUUUUUAAGAUACCUCAGAUAAGCUAUGCAUCUACAGCCCCUGAAUUGAGUGACAACACCAGGUAUGACUUUUUCUCUCGAGUGGUCCCACCCGACUCAUAUCAAGCGCAAGCCAUGCUUGAUAUUGUCACAGAUAUGGGGUGGAAUUUUGUGUCAACCCUGGCUUCUGAGGGUAACUAUGGAGAGAGUGGCGUGGACGCAUUUAUACAGAUCUCAAGGGAGUCUGGUGGUGUUUGCAUUGCACAGUCUCUGAAAAUCCCUCGAGAACCGAAACCAGGAGAAUUUGACAAGAUAAUCCAACGUUUGUUGGAAACCACAAACGCCCGCGCUGUGAUUAUGUUUGCAAAUGAAGAUGACAUCAGGCGGGUGCUGGAAGCAGCCAAAAGGAUGAAUCAAACUGGCCAUUUCCUCUGGGUUGGUUCUGAUAGCUGGGGCUCCAAAAUCGCACCAGUUGUUCAGCAAGAAGAGGUGGCAGAGGGGGCUGUCACAAUUCUGCCCAGAAGAGCAUCUAUCUAUGGCUUUGAUAGAUAUUUUAGGAGCCGGUCACUAGCUAACAACAGACGAAACGUAUGGUUUGCAGAGUUCUGGGAAGAGAAUUUUGGAUGUAAAUUAGGAUCACAUGGCAAGAGAGUUGGUAAUCUCAAGAAAUGCACAGGGUUAGAAAAGAUUGGGAGGGAUUCCAGUUUUGAGCAAGAAGGGAAAGUGCAGUUUGUCAUUGAUGCUGUGUACGCCAUGGCUCACUCGUUACACAGAAUGCACAAAGACCUCUGCCCUGGAUAUAUUGGUCUUUGUCCAAGAAUGAGCAACAUUGAUGGAAAGGAGCUACUUAGUUGCAUCCGGGCUGUAAACUUUAAUGGAAGUGCAGGAACCCCUGUCGUUUUCAAUGAGAAUGGAGAUGCUCCUGGACGCUAUGACAUUUUCCAGUAUCAAAUCACCAAUAGGUCUAAGGCAGAAUACAAGGUUAUUGGACACUGGGCUGACCAACUUUACUUAAACCGGAAUGAUAUGCAGUGGACUAGAGGGGAUCCCUCUGUUCCAGUCUCUGUCUGCAGUCUUCCUUGUAAGCCUGGUGAAAGAAAGAAGACUGUAAAAGGAGUACCGUGCUGCUGGCACUGCGAGCGCUGUGAAGGCUAUCACUACCAGGUGAAUGAGUUCACCUGCGAAUUGUGUCCCUAUGAAGAGAGGCCCAAUGAGAACCACACAGGCUGCCAACCAAUUCCCAUAAUCAAGCUGGAAUGGCAUUCCCCUUGGGCAAUUGUGCCUGUCUUCCUUUCCAUGCUGGGGAUCAUUGCCACUACCUUUGCUAUUGUGACCUUUGUGCGUUACAAUGACACACCCAUUGUAAGGGCGUCAGGCAGGGAACUGAGCUACGUGCUGUUGACUGGUAUAUUCCUCUGUUACGCAAUCACUUUUCUCAUGAUCGCAACCCCUGACACUGGCGUGUGUUCUCUCCGGCGUAUCUUCUUAGGACUCGGCAUGUGCUUCAGCUAUGCUGCCUUGCUGACCAAAACCAACAGGAUCCAUCGCAUCUUUGAGCAAGGAAAGAAAUCUGUCAGUGCCCCCAGGUUUAUCAGCCCCGCCUCCCAGCUUGUCAUUACAUUCGCCCUCAUCUCCUUUCAGCUGCUGGGUGUCUUCAUCUGGUUUGCCGUGGACCCUCCCCAUAUCCUAGUGGACUUUGGGGAGCAGAGAACACCAGAUCCUAAGAACGCCAGAGGGGUCCUGAAGUGUGACAUUUCAGACCUUUCCCUCAUAUGUUCUCUUGGAUACAGUAUUCUUUUGAUGGUCACAUGCACUGUUUAUGCUAUUAAAACAAGAGGCGUGCCAGAGACCUUCAACGAAGCCAAACCUAUUGGAUUUACUAUGUACACAACAUGCAUCAUUUGGUUAGCUUUCAUACCAAUAUUCUUUGGUACAGCACAGUCUGCAGAAAGGAUGUACAUCCAGACCACAACUCUUACGGUCUCCUUAAGCUUAAGUGCUUCAGUCUCUCUGGGCAUGCUCUACAUGCCUAAGGUCUACAUUAUCAUCUUCCACCCAGAGCAGAAUGUGCAAAAACGCAAGCGCAGCUUCAAAGCUGUUGUUACAGCAGCCACAAUGUCAAGCAAGCUGACACAAAAAGGAAGUGACAGACCAAAUGGGGAGGUCAAAACUGAACUCUGUGAAAGCCUUGAAACUAACACAUCAUCUACCAAGACAGCAUAUGUCAGCUACAACAACCAUUCCGAAUGAGUAGCUUUCAAAAUGGAUCUUCUGAAGAGCAUAAGUCUAAAUAAACAGUUUCUCAAGUAUGGAGGCUUCAAGCAGCACCAAGGCAUGAUAUGUUGUAAGAAUGUCCACUGAAAACAAACUUGGGGUCAGGCAGAGUAUAUUAACGUUUGUUUGCUUGUGUCCAUUUAGAGAAAUUGACCAGCCAUAAAAGAACAAAGAGGUUGCGACAAAGAUUUAAAUUUAAAAAAAAAAUGGUUUUGGGCAAAAAAAAAAAAAAAAAAGUUCAACCAUAUUUGUCGUGAAUAUAUGUGUAAGUAUUUUUUGUGGUUGUGAAAAUGUUCAUUCUUGUCCCACUUUGUCUGACCUGCGUAAUGAGAUGCGUUUGUCUCUUGUAACUGCUAACUGAAUUGAAGCCCUGAA
Messenger RNA from Polyodon spathula (Mississippi paddlefish), 3729 nucleotides. It is a transcript of the gene grm8b, whose product is annotated as glutamate receptor, metabotropic 8b. The coding region runs from base 601 to 3330 and encodes 909 amino acids. Gene Ontology annotation, molecular function: group III metabotropic glutamate receptor activity. The transcript has 11 exons. The record is from RefSeq and is a predicted model, not a curated record. Gene Ontology annotation, cellular component: membrane. Lineage: Eukaryota; Metazoa; Chordata; Actinopteri; Acipenseriformes; Polyodontidae. Gene Ontology annotation, biological process: regulation of synaptic transmission, glutamatergic; G protein-coupled glutamate receptor signaling pathway.